UCACUAACCCCGCAAUCCUUAUCUAGCCCACCUUCAUUGUCUUGGCAACUUUUCCCAAGUAUUCAAUGUUCCAAUUCUCUUACCUUUUUAAUAAUAACUGCACGUAUAUAUAUAUAUAAAAUAAUUGUAAAAACCAACCUUUCUGGAGGCUUCUAAGGAGAGAGCUAUUGAUCUCCCCCUCUAAAAAAAUGCUGAGGUUUCGUGGUGCUGUAAUCUUGCAGCCUUUGUUGAAUACUACUGCGUUUUGCAGAUUGUCGCAUAUAAAUUUAUGCGUGUGUGCGUGAUUUGUAUAAUCUUGAAAGGGGUUUGGCUGGUUUCGAGGUGAAAUCCCAGUUCUUGAAAUUUGUCGACAAGAUUGAAUUUUUGUGAGAAUACUUUUUGUUGAGCUGAGAAAUGGCAGCUGAGGAAGAGAAAAACAGUGAUUUCUAUGCUGUUAUGGGGCUGAAGAAAGAAUGCACGCCAGCUGAGCUGAGAAAUGCCUACAAGAAACUUGCAAUGAAAUGGCAUCCGGAUCGUUGCAGUGCUUCUGCAAAUCAAAAGUUUGUGGAAGAGGCAAAGAAAAAAUUUCAAGAUAUUCAGCAAGCUUAUUCUGUUCUUUCGGAUGCAAACAAAAGGUUUCUGUACGAUGUAGGAGUCUAUAACAGCGAUGAUGAUGAUGACGAAAAUGGUAUGGGUGAUUUCUUGAAUGAAAUGGCAACAAUGAUGAACCAAAAUAAGUCAAAUGAAAGUAGAAACGAGAGUUUUGAAGAUCUGCAAGUUCUCUUUCAGGAGUUAUUCCAGAGUGACACUGAUACCUUCGGCUCUUCUUCUCGUUCAACCACUCCUCCCACGUGUGUCUCAUCCCAAGAUUCUUGCAGUGAGACAUCAAGCACCUCGAACAAGAGGAACUCCUCCGAGAUGAGCUCUAGAAAGUUCACCACUGAAGCCACACGACCCGAGGGAUUCUGCAUAAGGGCGGAGCAUCAGCAAAACGCAGGGAGAGCAUCCGGAGAAAGAAUGCCAAGAAGGGCCAGAGGUAGCAGCAGGCGGGAUGGCCGGAAACAGAAGAUCUCGAGUGGUCACGAUGUCUCAUCUAGAGGCAUAUCUGCCUAGAUAUGCUGCACUGCAACAUCAAGCUCUGGUAUGGUUGGAAGUUUUGUUAUACUGAGCUCUAACAUUUGCCUAAUCCUACAUAUUAUAUACUCAACAAAUUGAGAUGCGAAUUCCGCACUCGUUUGUGUUUGAAGCUGUGAUGUGCUAAGUGUCUCUUGGCAUAUUGUUAGUUGAUUUUGUGUUUCAUGUUUAUUUUCUUCGCUUGUAUUUGUGUAUGGACGCAUUUGAAGUUCAUAUGUAUUGAUGAUCAAGCUUUCUUCUUCUUUUC
Salvia miltiorrhiza (redroot sage) is the source of this 1360-nucleotide messenger RNA. RefSeq lists its product as uncharacterized. NCBI's taxonomy places the organism in Eukaryota, Viridiplantae, Streptophyta, Magnoliopsida, Lamiales, Lamiaceae. The record is from RefSeq and is a predicted model, not a curated record. The transcript has 7 exons. The coding region runs from base 394 to 1092 and encodes 232 amino acids.